Molecule: messenger RNA, 2247 nt
Organism: Cyphellophora europaea CBS 101466
Lineage: Eukaryota; Fungi; Ascomycota; Eurotiomycetes; Chaetothyriales; Cyphellophoraceae
Exons: 2
Coding region: 1-2247 (748 amino acids)
Biological process (GO): DNA recombination; DNA double-strand break processing; mismatch repair
Cellular component (GO): nucleus
Molecular function (GO): 5'-flap endonuclease activity; 5'-3' DNA exonuclease activity
Source: RefSeq, a predicted model, not a curated record
AUGGCGGACUUUCAACUUCCUGUGGUCGACCUAUUUGGCGGUGCUUUUCUAACGUUAGAGCCUUCCUCAGUCCAGAAACUUGAUCAAUGGGCAGCGCAGCGAAGUGCGAGCCAGUCAUUUCCUCUCCCUGCCCUCAAAGAUGCGGUGAUCGGUAUCGAUGCAAGCUACUACCUCGACCUGCGCCUGAAUGGAAGUCCCAAGGAAGAGCCUCUCAAACACGCGCUGGGAGGUGUGCCAUUUUGCAUCAAGUCUCAAAUCACCGAUGAUAUCGAGUGCCUACACGAUGCUGGCGUCAAAGUCAUCUUCGUCUUCAGCGGCCUGGACCACGUCAACAAGCCACAGCCCGAGUAUCUCUCCCAAGAAAGCAUGCGAGCCGCGGAGAGUGCGUGGCAGAAGUAUCGCAGCGGAGAGUCAGAAGCCUGCAACAGCGAGUUCUCCAAAGCAAAGUAUCCUGCAGAGCAUCUGUACCGCUGGCUGCAAGGUUUCUUCGUCAAAAAGGGCAUAGAAUACAUUGUGGCUCCUUAUUCGGCUAUAGCCCAACUGUCAUACAUGGUCAAGUUGUCGGAGCAAUAUAUCGACUGUAUCUGGGGCUCAACAGAUCACUUCUUGUUCAACGUUGACAAGGUCAUCACCAAUGUUCAGGUUGCCAACAACGUCAAAGAUGCUCAUUUCACUUGGAUCAGCAAGGCGACGUGCGAGGAACGACUCAAAGUAACGCCUGACGCGCUGCGCGAUGCUCAGCUCCUGCUUGGGAGUGCCUUUUCUCCCAUCUUUCCUCCGUUGGAACGCCAGAGUCAUACACCAAAGGGUGUCUCUAUCACGGACGCGGUCAAUAUGCUUAACAGCCAACAACGCAACGUCCUGCAAUUAUGCCACGUUUAUCGUGAUGAUCCGACCAUGUCGCAAUCCAACUAUUCAGACACCUACAAGAAAGCAAUCAUGUCCAUCAGACACCACAUUGCGUUGGAGACCAACGGCUCUAUUGGACCUAUGAAUUUUGAGCAGGCUCCAGGAGAUGUUCACGACUAUGUAGGCCAGAAUCUUCCGCAGGAGCUCUUCUAUUACAUGUCACGAGGCUUGAUCGGACCUGAACUUCCCAAUUGGCUCACUCAUGACCAUAUCGAACUCCGUAUUCCUCCUGGGGUCGUUGAUUCGACACCGUACCGAAAUCUGCUAUUUGAACAGCUGAACCCUAUCCGUGCGAAGGCACUGAGGACCAUCACCGAGAACAUGAACAACUACUACCGCUUUCGGACUGUCCACAUCAGAGGCUGGGACGGGCAACCCCACGAUAACUUGAACAUCAUUCUCAGAGACGAGCCGUCGGUGAAGGGCAAGGUGCUGUCCUGGAAGGUCAAAGAGGACAUCAUGAAGCCAAUCAGCAGUGACUUCUCUCUCAUGACCUGCCUCCAAUCCCUGAAAAACGAGGAGUUUAGACAGCAGACAAUCAACACCGGCAAAACCUCACAUGCCUAUCCUGCGUUGAAGUCGACAGGAGAGGUGAUUACCAACACCUUCUUCCAGUUUCUGCACCUGCGCGACUACAUCAACGAUAAGCACGAGUUGACCAGAUGGGGUCAAGUUCUCGAAACCACUCUAUCGAAACUGUCGUCAACGCCCAAGGCUGAAGACACUGCCCUGCUUGCUGUCGAGCUGAUGCGCUUCGGUCUGCUCAACCCCAAUGAGGCAGACGGCACUGUCAUUACAUCCACCGAUCAGGAGCACCUACCUCGUGCUUCCGUCAACAUAGUGUCCAAAAUCGCCUGCUUGAAUCGCUUCCAACAUAAAGAGAUUGGGUUCACCGGACCUCUCGACCAGCCGCUUCUCUCUUUCGUUUGGAUGACAACUGCUGUCCGAGUGUCACUUCGCGUUCUCAUGGAAGCCGUUCUAGUAUCCAUGUUCCUGUCUGCUGAGGUCGAGCGAGAACGAAGCGAUUGGACCGAGAUCUCUGCAAGGCUUCCACUAAGCCCCGACCACGGUUGUGCCCUCGGUUUAGUGGCCAAGACAUAUUUUGACUUCCUCAAGGACAGCAAAGAGGUAACAGACAAGCUGAAGGAGGAUGUAAAAUCUGGUCAAGCUCCCUACAAAUGGUUUCCACAUGCGAAGAACAAGAAUCUCAACAAAAGCCUUGACACGAUUCGAGGUAUGUGGGAGGCAGUGUAUGCAGGCAGUGAGAUUGCGGGAGGUGAGAUGAAAGAUGGUGAACUGUUCAAGGAGGUUGAUGGAUGGUUGAAUGGCAAGUGGUGA